This is a messenger RNA of Nicotiana tabacum (common tobacco), 1401 nucleotides long. Lineage: Eukaryota; Viridiplantae; Streptophyta; Magnoliopsida; Solanales; Solanaceae. The record is from RefSeq and is a predicted model, not a curated record.
AUGGAAUCAAAAUUGUCCUCUUCUACGAAAAUACCACACGCACAAAAUCAAAAUAACCUCAAGAAUGCCCUUUCAGAGACACUAACUCUGUUUUAUCCACUUGCUGGAGAAUUAAAAGAAGGUUCAACUUUUGUAGACUGCAAUGACACUGGAGUUGUUUACGUUGAGGCUCAAGCGAAGACGCGUCUUAGUCAUUUUCUUGAGAACCCUGAUCUCUCACAACUCAAGAAACUGAUGAUAAAUGUUGAAAGUAAUGAUGAUAACACUCAAUUAGUUUCUUUACAUGUUACUAGAUUUGACUGUGGAGGAAUAACAAUCGGGGCAAGCAUGUUUCAUUUAGUAUCAGAUGCAAACACAAUGAGUGCAUUUCUCAACACUUGGGCUAACAUUGCACGAGAGAGGAUCAUACCAUCGGCGCCUCUUGAUUUCACAUCAUCAUCACUACUCUUUCCCCCUCAGAACCAUUUACCACAAGAGUUAUCGGCAUUUCUCAAAACUGUAUUUUUCAAGGAGGGAGAUCAGUUCCUCCAAAGAAGAAUUGUCUUUGAUUCUAAAGAAAUUGCAGCUAUCAAACUGAAAGCUGGAUCCAGUAGUUCAGUGCCUAAACCGACGCGUGUGGAGGCAUUGACAGCUUUCAUAUGGAAGCAUAUGAUGUUAGCAAGUAGAGCAGUAAAGGGAAGCUCAAGCCCCAGCUGCAUGCUAAAUCAAGCUGUGAACUUGAGGCCAAGGCUGCAUCCACCAUUGCCUAAUGCUUUUGGGAAUGUAGUUUGGUUUGCAACUACAUUUUACGAGUCAGAAAUAACAAUGAGUGAUAAUAUUGAUCUGUCUCAGCUUGUGGGAUUAGUGAGAGAAGUGUUUGAGACCUUUUCAAAUGGUGAAAACUUGAAGGAUAUGGAAGGUGAUGCUUCCUUUACUUAUCUAGUGAAUUUGGCCACAGAUACUAUUAACUCUUUUGACAAAACAGAUAACUAGAUGUUCACAAGCUGGUGUCGUUUUGGACUUGACGAUGUUGAUUUUGGAUGGGGAAAACCUAUUUGGGUUGCUCCUCUCUUGGAUCCUACUUGUUCAUUGGGACAUGUCCAAAUAGUUAUUCUUGUGGAAAGUGGACGGAGUAGUGAUGGAAUUGAGGCCUGGAUCCUGAGAAAUAAGGAGGAAAUUCUUGAGUUGGCGAAUGAUGAGGAAUUUCUGCAAUAUGCAUCUCCAAAUCCUAGCAUCCGUAUCCCUUAAAUAUUCUUCUUUUCUUUCACAGCAUGCCCCUUGAAUUGUUCUCCCAACUAUGAAGUUAAUUUAGUUUCUUGUUAUAAAUAAUAUGAAAUAACAUCUCUUUGUGUUCCAGUACGUAGUUUUAAUUUUUCUUUAUUGGUUCCCUUACUAAAGGAGAUAACUCCAUGUACUAAACUA